Molecule: messenger RNA, 1364 nt
Organism: Fusarium oxysporum Fo47
Lineage: Eukaryota; Fungi; Ascomycota; Sordariomycetes; Hypocreales; Nectriaceae
Exons: 3
Coding region: 9-1238 (409 amino acids)
Source: RefSeq, a predicted model, not a curated record
GUCACCCGAUGGCUUCAAUAUUGUCUUUGCCGCUUCAUCUUAUUGCUGAUAUUUUGCGUCUGCUGGAUAACAUCCAAGAGCUUCCUCCUAUUCUACUAAGCCAUCGAAUAUUUUACUCUGCUCUUUUGGAUACACCAAGUCUGCCUGUGGAUAUCAUUCGCAAUCACAUUCCCGACAACUUGCUUCCGUUGGCUUUUACCGCAUUCAAGUCGCAAACGUCGGUAAGGGAAACAAGUGGUAUAAGCGUGGAAGAGUUUCUGACUCAUUGCUACAACAAUUCUAUGCGAAAUGUGGACGGCAGUCAAAUUCACUUGACUGUAGGUGAAGCCCUUGAGGUUGCCAGAGUCAAUGAUGCAUUGUCGGGCUUAAGGGAUGAGUUUGCUUUGUGUUCCUUGAGAAAACUUCAUGGUGUAAACCAAGAUGAGCCCAUGGCAAGUGACCACGGCCUCUCUCCUGGCGAAUACUAUCGUAUCUCCCGUGCAUUUUAUCGAUUUCAGAUAUAUCGAAACCUUUUCCUCGACAAGGAGCAGGAGAUUAAUCUUUUCCCUUCUUAUGACGAGGAUGAAGACGAAGAUUUGAGCUCCGACAACGAACUGAAAAAGCUGUUCUUUGAUCGGCAUUCUCCAUGGGUCAAUGAACAACUGGCCUGUGUUUACGACUUUCUUGAGACGAGAUUAACUGGUGUCAUGCUGACCAUCUUGUCCGCGACCCCAGCCUAUCGGCAAGUUGUUGUCAAUGGCUUUCAAUGGGGAGACAAUCUUACCGAGUGGCUAGCUGAAAAGACCCAAUCGUUUGAGGAGCAGAAAUGCCUGUCUCUCGGUCUUCCUCGUCUCAGUCAGCUUCUCAAGGCCUCGACCUACCAAGAGUGGCAAACGUCACUUGGUGAAGCUACGAACCCUUGCCAAAGCCGACUUGAAGACGAUCUCGAGGAGUUCAACCGCGGAAGAAGGCCAAAUGAGGAGAACGGAGUUUGGAGGGCCAAAGAUAUUGACAAGCUAACCAGGGAAGUUGACGCCGACGAUGUGUUUACCGACGAUCAACCCAGACAGACAUGGAUGAAGGUACACUAUGAUCAUGCGCAUGAGAGAUAUCGCUUAGGAUAUCAUGCCUUUGCCCCAAUGAGGUUUAUCUAUGGGCUGAGAGGCAUCGGAUAUGUCAUGUGGGAUGCAGAGAGAAUGAAGAAUGAUGCCUGUAAAGUCACCUUGGACAAGGCGUACCGAGGCGAUGCUGUUUUCUAGGCGACUUGCACGAAAGUCGAGUUUGGAAUUUGGGAUACUUGUCAAUCAACAGCUGUUUAUGUCUAAUCUGGAGUACCUUAGAGCCUAACUGUCGGUUCAAGCCCUCAGACUAAUGUCUUUGCACCU